Molecule: messenger RNA, 504 nt
Organism: Pyricularia grisea
Lineage: Eukaryota; Fungi; Ascomycota; Sordariomycetes; Magnaporthales; Pyriculariaceae
Exons: 1
Coding region: 1-504 (167 amino acids)
Source: RefSeq, a predicted model, not a curated record
AUGACCGCCCUCAAAAUUCGCGCCCUGGCCGCCGUGCUCGAGCAAGCCCAAACCGCAGCCCACCUCAUCCCCCGCCAGACGAGGACGCAAAUCGAUUCGUACCAAAGGCAAAACGAAGAAAGCUUCAAAGGCUUUAGCACCGGCAUCAUCGUCGCCAUGGUCUUGUCCAUCGUCAUCUUCUUUGGCAUCAUGAUCGCCCUCAUCGUCUUUACCAUCAAGCGUCGGAACCGUCGCCUGGCCUCCUACACCGUCACGAGCAGCUACGUCUACGGCAAUAACGGCGCGACCACCACCACCGGUCCCGGGUACAAUGGGCCAUAUACUUCCAUUCCGAACCCCACUCCCGUUGCGCCACCGGCCUAUUCGAAUAACAUGUAUGCGCCGCGUGGCGGUGCGGACCCGGCGCAAGGGCAACAGGAGCAGCAGCAUAAGGGGACCAGGGCCGGGGCGGAUCCUGCUGUGGGUAUGGAGCCAUUUCGUCCUACCGGGCAGGUUCCGAUGUAA